AUGGGGAAUCUUGUUGUUCCUACUGCUACUGCCCUUUUUUCAUUUGGUGCUAUAAUUUUCUUGUGUCUUUUCACAUCAUAUUUGCGUAAGGCAAGCAGUAGUAGUACUGGUGGGACAGGGUCACCAUGUGGUGCAUGCAAAUUUCUAAGGAGAAAAUGUGUUGUUGAUUGUAUAUUUGCACCUUAUUUCAACUCAGAAGAAGGUCCUUCUAAAUUUGCUGAAAUUCAUAAAGUGUUUGGAGUAAAUAAUGUGUCUAAAUUGUUGCAUAAUGUACUAGUGGAUGAUCUUUGUGAUGCUGUUGUUACAACUGCUUAUGAAGCGCAAGCUAAGAUUAAAGAUCCUGCCUAUGGUUGUGUCGCGAACAUCUUUUCUUUACAACAACUGGCACGAUAUCCAAAUCCUGAGGAAAAAGAUUUGGGAGAUGAGGAGUUGCUGAAUCCUGGGAUCCCAAGGCGUGCAAAGCAGAUAGCUGCAUCAGUAUGA
This is a messenger RNA of Capsicum annuum, 483 nucleotides long. Its product is annotated as LOB domain-containing protein 16-like. The record is from RefSeq and is a predicted model, not a curated record. The transcript is spliced from 3 exons. Gene Ontology annotation, cellular component: nucleus. The coding region runs from base 1 to 483 and encodes 160 amino acids. Gene Ontology annotation, biological process: positive regulation of DNA-templated transcription; hormone-mediated signaling pathway. NCBI's taxonomy places the organism in Eukaryota, Viridiplantae, Streptophyta, Magnoliopsida, Solanales, Solanaceae.